CUUAAGCUCCCUCUCAUAAAAAACAUACCGAAAAUUUCGAACAUAUACGACCUUGUGAUCUUCAACAAUAGGGACAAAAUGGUUGGUGUUAGUGAAGCAAAACAUGGUGUGGAAUGGAGGGUGACAGUGUCAGAAGGUUCAUCGGUAAAAAUCGAGGACGGCACCGGGUUUUUAAGCCGUGCAUGGUUAGGUUUGGCCGGGAUUUUGUUAGCCAUGAAAAUGAAGCUUUUAGGGUUUGUAAGUAAGGUUUGGAACAUUGGAGCUGAUGACCCUAGAAAGGUGAUUCAUGGUGUCAAGGUUGGACUUGCACUUAGUCUAGUUUCACUGUUUUAUUACACUAGACCUUUGUAUGAUGGAGUUGGUGGCACUGCCAUUUGGGCUGUCAUGACUGUUGUUGUUGUGUUCGAGUUCACUGUCGGUGGGUGUUUGUGCAAAGGUUUUAACCGUGCAACCGCGACAUUGACCGGUGGAACUCUUGCAUUGGGUUUUCAUUAUCUUGCUGAUACAUCCGGGAAAACAUUUGAGCCUAUAAUUAUUGGUGUUUCCAUGUUUUUGCUUGGUUCAGCAGCAACAUUUUCUAGAUUCAUUCCUCUUAUCAAAGACAGAUUUGAUUAUGGAAUCACCAUCUUCAUCCUCACCUUCAGUUUCGUCUCCGUUUCCGGAUAUCGAGUUGAACAUCUAGUGACAAUGGCUCAACAACGGUUAUCAACAAUUGCUAUUGGAAUCUCUAUUUGUUUUUGCAUUUGCAUAUUUAUUUGUCCAGUUUGGGCUGGAGGUGAUCUUCACUUUCUUAUUGUACGUAAUAUGGAAAAACUUGCUACUUCACUAGAAGGACUUGUGGCUAACUAUUUUGAUGAUGAUGAUGAUGAUGAUGAAGAAAAUGAGAAUGAGAAAUCACCAUCUAAAACAUGGCAACAAUAUAAAUGUGUUCUUAACUCAAAGGGUGCUGAGGAUUCACUGGCUAAUUUAGCAAUAUGGGAACCGGCUCAUGGUCUCUUCGGCUUCAAACAUCCAUGGCAACAAUAUCUCAAGAUUGGCGUUGCAUUGAGACGUUGUGCUUAUUGUGUGGAAACUCUCAACGGUUGUAUCAAUUCCGAUAUUCAGGCACCACAAUAUGUAAAAAAACAUCUGAAUGAAGUAUGUACAAAAGUGAGUUUGGAAGCAGCAAAGGUCUUGAAAGAGACGGCGAACUCUAUCAAGUCGAUGACCAAGUCUCCGUGCAUAGAUAGCUUGAUCGAAGAGAUGAACAUCUCCGUCGAAGAACUCCACACCGCAUUGAGAACUCUCCCGAACAAGAAAGUAACAUCGUCGUCUCAAGGAAUCGAAACUAUGUCUUUUAUAGAAGCCUUACCAAUUAUCCCUGUUACCUCAUUGUUGAUUGAGAUAUCAACAAGAGUUGAAGGAGUUGUAGAUAGUGUAGAAGAGUUAGCAGAGCUUGCAAGUUUCAAGACUAGUGAAAUUGAGAAGCAUGAGCAAUCUAAUGAAGAUCAAGGAAAAGUAGUCACAAUAGAAGUUCAACAAGUUUAAGUUCUAUGUAGAUUAAAGGGUGAAUAAAAUUAAAUGAAGAGUUUUAAUUAAUCACUUGGUGUUGGUUAAUUAAUGGAAGUUGAUGGCA
Messenger RNA from Dioscorea cayenensis subsp. rotundata (Guinea yam), 1615 nucleotides. Its product is annotated as aluminum-activated malate transporter 10-like. NCBI's taxonomy places the organism in Eukaryota, Viridiplantae, Streptophyta, Magnoliopsida, Dioscoreales, Dioscoreaceae. Gene Ontology annotation, cellular component: plant-type vacuole membrane. The record is from RefSeq and is a predicted model, not a curated record. Bases 79 to 1527 code for a protein of 482 amino acids. The transcript is spliced from 6 exons. Gene Ontology annotation, biological process: malate transport.